Ochotona princeps (American pika) is the source of this 1805-nucleotide messenger RNA. RefSeq names its product neutral cholesterol ester hydrolase 1 (gene NCEH1). The record is from RefSeq and is a predicted model, not a curated record. Gene Ontology annotation, cellular component: membrane. Gene Ontology annotation, molecular function: carboxylic ester hydrolase activity. Lineage: Eukaryota; Metazoa; Chordata; Mammalia; Lagomorpha; Ochotonidae. The coding region runs from base 197 to 1423 and encodes 408 amino acids. The transcript is spliced from 5 exons.
GCAACACUUGGCAAGGACUGGCGCUAGGGGCACGUCAGCGCUCCCACUUCCUCCCGACGCAGUCCGCGAUUGGCUCCUGGGCAUAUAAGAAACAAGCGAAGGAGCCUCUUGCCGCUGGCAGAAACUUGUCGGAGGUGCUCAGGUGGCGUCGACCCUUCUCCCUGGUGGACCUGCGGGCCUGGCGUGCCGGGGGAGGAUGAGGUCGUCCUGCGUGCUGCUCGCCGCCCUGGUGGCCCUGGCCGCCUACUACGUCUACAUCCCGCUGCCCGGAGCCGUGUCCGACCCCUGGAAGCUGAUGCUGCUGGACGCGACUUUUCGGGGCGCACAGCAAGUGAGUGACCUGAUACACUACCUGGGGCUGAGCCACCACCUGAUCGCGCUGAAUUUUAUCAUCAUCACUUUCGGCAAGAAAGGCGCCUGGUCGUCGGCCCACGUGAAGGUGACGGACACCGACUUUGAUGGUGUGGAAGUCAGAGUGUUCGAAGGCUCUCUCAAGCCGGGAGAGUCCCUGAAACGUGGCCUCGUCUUCAUCCACGGCGGAGGCUGGGCUUUGGCCAGCGCAAGAAUCAGAUAUUACGAUGAGCUGUGUGCGGCCGUGGCGGAGGAAUUGAAUGCUGUUGUGGUCUCCAUUGAAUAUAGGCUGGUUCCCAAGGUGUAUUUUCCGGAGCAGAUCCACGACAUAGCCCGCGCCACCAAGUAUUUCCUGCAGCCCAAAGUCCUACAGAAGUACAUGGUUGAUCCAGCCAGAAUCGGCAUUUCUGGUGACAGCGCUGGUGGGAAUUUGGCUGCUGCCCUGGGACAACAGUUUGUUCAAGAUGCCAACCUGAAACCUAAGAUCAAACUGCAAGCUUUAAUUUAUCCGGUCCUACAAGCAUUGGAUUUCAACACACCCUCUUAUCAACAAAAUUCACACACCCCAAUCCUGCCCCGCUAUGUCAUGGUCAAGUAUUGGGUGGACUACUUCAAAGGCAACUAUGACUUUGUGCAAGCGAUGAUCGUCAACAAUCACACGUCUCUGGAUGUGGAAGAGGCUGCUGCCCUCAGGGCCCGGCUAAACUGGACGUCCCUCCUGCCCGCUUCCAUCACCAAGCACUACAAGCCUGUUGUGCCCACCACGGGCAAUGCCAGGAUCAUCCAGGAGAUUCCUCAGUUGCUGGAUGCCCGGUCAGCCCCGCUCAUUGCCGAUCAGGAAGUGCUGCAGCUUCUCCCCAAGACCUACAUCCUGACCUGCGAGCAUGACGUCUUGAGGGACGACGGGCUCAUGUACGCCAAGCGCUUGGAGAGCGCAGGCGUGGAUGUGACCCUUGACCACUUUGAGGAUGGCUUCCACGGCUGCAUGAUCUUCACCAGCUGGCCCACCGACUUCUCCGUGGGCAUCCGGACCAGAAACAGCUUCAUCAAGUGGCUGGAUCAGAACUUGUGAAGAUGGGGCAACUUAGGGGAGGCUCCAGCCCUUCUCCAUCCCCACGCCUGCUUUGGCAAGAUGUGCCCCCUUUCUGUUGACUUUUCUCUGCCACCUGGCUGCUGUGACCUCCUGAGUUUCAGCAUCUGUGCUGCCUGUGGAUGAACUGGAGUAACUUACAUGCAAACACGUCAUACUCAGCUCCCAGCCUGGGUUGCCCUUUCUGUUCUUGUUAUUGCAUCCGACUUGUGCAGGAAACCAGACCAGGAGCUGGGAGCCGCUUCUGUCCCUGCCUCCCUCAAGCUGUGUGUUUCAGGAGAAAUUCUUCCAGCUGUGGAUGAAGCACUGCCCUUUGACGUGUUGAGAGAACAUGGGCUCUGCAUGAACCUGUCAGAGUUUACCU